AUGCCACGAUUAAAAUAUGCAUCAGUGGCAAGAGUGUUCGUCAUACUUGGACUAUUUUGUCUAUGGCUGCAAAUUAUGCUCACAGCGUCUGGCGGAGGAAUGUAUAGAGAUGGAGAUACUAACCCACGUAACACUGAUUCUUCGUCGCUUUUAGUAUUGCCAUAUUAUAAAGAAGAGCUGAUGAACGCCAAUGAUACUUCGGAACAAGUCCUUGCGCUGGUACCGCCUGAGUUACACAAAUAUUUGACAAUACAUCCCAGGAAUGCGACUGCUAAUUCAACAGAGAAAAUAUAUGCGAAGAAUCUGACAGAAAUAAAGAGUGCAAUACGAAGAUACAACGACGCCCAAACCAUAUAUAAUGAAGAUAUAUUCGGUCCAGUGACAAAUGACACUAUUAUUAUUGCCAUACAGGUAAAAAUUGUGCCUAAUCUGAAAACAAUUUUCGGAACCCAAGUCAGCAUAAAAACUCUAUUGUAG
Molecule: messenger RNA, 477 nt
Organism: Arctia plantaginis
Lineage: Eukaryota; Metazoa; Arthropoda; Insecta; Lepidoptera; Erebidae
Source: the annotation of a GenBank genome assembly